Molecule: messenger RNA, 2724 nt
Organism: Stylophora pistillata
Lineage: Eukaryota; Metazoa; Cnidaria; Anthozoa; Scleractinia; Pocilloporidae
Product: beta-1,4-N-acetylgalactosaminyltransferase 3
Cellular component (GO): Golgi cisterna membrane
Molecular function (GO): acetylgalactosaminyltransferase activity
Source: RefSeq, a predicted model, not a curated record
GAUUGCAUGCAAAUUCGAGUACAUAGACAGGCUUUUUUUUCCUCGAAGUUUCCUUACCAGCUAAGCAAGCGAAGUGACAACCUGUGGAAACAUAACCAGUAAUAAAUUAUCAUUUAAAUCCAGACGCAACUGUUGGAUUAAUAUCACGCCAUCACAUUAUCUAACGAUGGCUUAAUUUGAUUCCUCCUCUCCCGAGCAAGCGCGCUAAGAAGACGAAACAGUUGGCGGUAGAGGAGAGAACAAGUACGUCAUAGCUCUACUACACUACAGUUUCCGUAAAACGAACGCGUGAUUGCAACGUACCAUCGACUCUGGUUUCUCACGUCAUCGAAUCGAGUUAAUUUUGAGGAAUGCUGAUCGGUGGAGGUUCGCGAAAGCUUUCCUUGUCUUGGAUAUAGGCUGUGCGUUGUCUGUGUUGGGAAACUGUUAUGACCAACUGAGGGUGUAUUUUACAUACUCUGUAUUGUACAAGGGACGUGUUGAUGGGAAUGGUUUUUCGAAGUUUACUACGAUUACGGAGACCCCAGCGAGCUGGAAAGCUAUUUUUAUUUGUGGUAGCAGCUUUAUCAAUCUCAUUUCUCUUCAUCAAGAGUUUUGAAGACAAUAAACAAAACGCAAGCGUUGUUAUCGAAAAUCUUAAUGUUACGUGGACAAGCGAUGCUGUUGUGAAUGCUACUGCGGACCUUUCACUGAAUGUCUACGUCUGGAGGGAAUUGUGCGGCUCAAACGUCCAAGCAGUGAAACAAAUACCCACAUUUCCAAAUUACCCCGACCAAAAGGGUUUUAUAAACGAUGUAUUCGAAGUUUCGGAUAACAAAGAAUACUACGGACAGCUUAUAUUCGGCUUUUUAAAACCAACGACGAGCGGACCUUAUCGUUUUGCGAUUGCCUCCGACGACUCGUCGGAAUUGUGGCUUAGCGAAAGCGAGGAUCCCAACGAGAAACGCUUAAUUUGUCGAGUUUAUGACGAGAAAGAGGGUUAUGGUUGGACAAAGAAGCGUGAACUGAAUAAAUACCCCGUGCAAAUGUCUCAAUUCCUGAAUCUACGACGGGGGAAUCGAUACUACAUUGAAGUCCUUCAUAAACAAGGUGUUGGUGACGGGUUUGCUCAAGUUUAUUGGAGCACGCCUUCAGAGGGAGAAUUUCAACUCAUCCCCGUAGAAAACUUCGAACGGUACUCAAACGACUCAGUGGUUUUGGCGAAAAAGGAUGGGUAUCACCAGGCGUUUGCAAAUCAUUACCGAAGUCAAUACGAAAUGAAAGCAAACAUGGCAAGUCGUCAAACACUUCAGUUUUAUUCAUUACCGUUAAUUCCAAAGGCCAACUAUUUACCUUUGUGUGAGUACAAAUCUAGUGCUGUAUGGAACUCGGUGUGGAAUGCAAGCGUUAUCGGUAAGUAUGAAAGUCAAAAAUUGCUAUAUUACUCCAAUGUUUACCCGCCAGAUGAUACUUCCAUGGGAGACACAGGGAUGGUGAGGAGAUGGCCUAACCCCGCCGCUGACAGAGACAUCGUAGUGGCAGUUGUGAAUAAAAUGGUCGGUUCUCUUCGCCGUUACACUACCAGGGAGUAUUUUCUACAGAGGAUCCACAAAGUCAUCCAUAAGCCAGAUCCAGUGUAUGGUGAUCGCUUUUCUCUCGAUGUAGAAGUUGGUUUGGAACGCAGCAAGACUUCGUUUCGUCUGUCAGAACACGUCUUCAUUAAAACAGGGAGCGGCCAGUUGUGUUUUCAAGAAGGGAUGAAUUGGAAAAGUAACGCCACAGUGUAUUUUAUACUCCCUGUCAGAAAUCAAGGAAAAUGGGUUUAUCAUUUUAUCAACGAACUUUCAAUAGCUAGUUCAUUAACGAAAGAUGAAAACUUUCACGUCGUGGUCGUUGACUUCGAAAGUCGAGAUAUUGACCUGGAGAAAGCUUUUAACACUUCCCUCCUCCGUGAUAGACACACCCUUGUUAAAAUGAAGGGGAAAUUUUACAAGACCCUCGCGCUGAACGAGGGCGUCGCGCAUGUACCAAGUGAGUAUGACUUGGUGUUCCUGUUUGAUCUCCAUAUUGACGUACCUGUGGACAUCAUUGAUAGCGUGAGAAAGAAUACCAUAGAGGGGCGGGUUGCCUUUUAUCCUGUUGUUGGUCGGCUGGAUUGUGGGAAAAGUUCUGUGGAUCAUCAAGGUGUCUGGGCGGACGACGGUUUUGGCCUGUUCGCCAUAUACAAGUCUGACUGGAAUCGAAUUGGUGGAAUGGACGUCGAGAAGUUCAAAUAUAAGUGGGGCGGCGAGGACUGGGAAUUUCUGGAUCGUGUUGUUAAAUCCAAGUUAGAGGUGGAGCGCUUCAAGUAUCCAGGCCUCUAUCACCAUUUUCAUUUCAAGCAAGGCAUGUGGAAUUUGGAACCAACAGCCCCGCCCCCAGCGGCAUAACCAAUUGUUGCAUGCGCACUACAGGACACUGAUACAACUUCUCUUACCUUACAUACUAUCUUUGUGGCUGAAAAUGAUAUUUCCAAUGAGCAAACGAUGAACAUGGUGUUUUUUUGUAUACUUUCAACCCAUUAUGUCACCAGCUGUCAGGAUGCUUCACGCUUUCCCUAGUAAAGUCAUUCAUUAAUUUUGAGAAUUUUUACAAAGAUUAUAAACAUGUACUUGUACAAUCAUGGCUGCUACGGAUAUUGAAUGUACAGUACAAUUUACAUGUACAAUCAUGGCUGGAACGAAUAUUGAAUUUUCUGUACCUGGA